UAAGAUAUCAGCAUCACAGUCAGAUAGCGAUGUACACAGGGAGAACAGGAGCUUCUGUGUAGGGAGUAUGAGCAUCUUAACAGAGCAGGUCUGCUGGCAGUGUUGUUCUUAAUCUGAGCGGAGAGCUGACGCUUUGGAUACUGCCACCCCAUCAUCAGCUGGACUUGCAAAAUGUCUGACUUUGAAGAUUUCAGCAAACUAGGCGGGCAGGCAAAUGUGUCUGAAAGCUACCAGCUUAACCCCACCAGCGUGAUUGUGUCAGUGGUCUUCUCCCUUAUUUUCCUGCUGGGCACCAUUGGCAACAGCCUAGUGCUCGCCGUGCUUCUGCGGAGCGGCCAGGUGGGAUACAACACCACCAAUCUCUUCAUACUCAACCUGAGUGUGGCUGACUUCUUCUUCAUCAUCUUCUGCGUCCCUUUUCAAGCCACCAUCUACUCUCUGGAGGGGUGGGUGUUUGGCUCCUUCAUGUGCAAAGUGGUCCACUUCUUCAUCAACCUAACAAUGUACGCCAGCAGCUUCACUCUUGCUGCCGUCUCUGUUGACAGGUAUCUGGCCAUUCGUUACCCACUGCGCUCCAGAGAGCUACGGACCCCAUGUAACGCAGUAGUUGCCAUGGUGAUCAUCUGGGGUCUUUCUCUGGUCUUUGCGGGCCCUUAUCUCAGCUACUAUGACCUGAUCGAUUACGCCAACAGUACUGUGUGCAUCCCUGGCUGGGAAGAGCAGAACCGGAAGGUGCUGGACACAUGCACCUUCAUGUUUGGCUACGUCAUCCCUGUCCUGAUUGUGAGUCUCUCAUACACUCGAACCAUCAAGUACCUGUGGACAGCCGUCGACCCUUUGGACGGCAUGUCAGAAUCCAAGAGGGCGAAACGUAAAGUCACCAAAAUGAUCAUUAUUGUCACCGUGCUUUUCUGCAUAUGCUGGCUGCCGUACCAUGUGGUGAUCCUCUGCUACCUGUAUGGAGACUUCCCCUUCAAUCAGACCACGUAUGCCUUCAGGCUUCUCUCUCACUGCAUGGCUUACGCCAACUCUUGCGUCAAUCCCAUCGUGUACGCUCUCGUGUCCAAGCACUUUCGCAAAGGCUUCAAGAAAGUGUUCAGCUGCAUCCUCAGUAAAAAUGGGAGAAAUAAAGUUCAUGUGGUUCAUGUAGCAAACACCGUGCCUGGGUUCGAAGCAGGCUCUACAGAGGUGUCACAUAUGCACGAGGAGAACAUAAGACAGAAUGAAUGUGAAAUGAUUAACAGGCCGAUCGCGGAGCCAAGAGAAGCCACGGUGACACUGAAUUUGCCCUUUCAGCGACAGACUUGACAAGAUACUCAGCUUUGCUGAGUACAGAUUGCCUUAUGUGAAAGACACUGAAACUAAUAUUUACAAAAGAUGUAUCAACUCAUCAUGAUAUUCACAUUUUUGGUGGCAAACAGGAGAGGGGAUAAAAUAAUUCAUGCACAAACAUAUUUACACAGAUAAACACAAAGUAUUAAAUCUACAUCCCAAAAAUGUGUUUGUAUCAUCAUUUAUCACAUCACUCUUUUGUUUAAUACUGCUUCACAUAUUGUCCCAUAUACACUCUGUCUGAGAGGUUUGUAUUUACUAAAAGUAAAAUUCUCAGUCUUGUCUUGUUGUUGUCCUGUUCCCACCAUUUGCCUUAACCAUGGUUUGCACUUAUUUUUUCAGUAUUUGAGAAUCUACAUUAACCCAGCACCUUUUACGAGCAGCACAGAAUGUGUCUCAUAAUGUUACACUAUGUUUCACCACUUCAAAUGAUCCCAAAGAUGCUCAACGGUUGGCGACUCAGCACCAUUUGCUCUUCGUUUGACUCCAAACCGGGUCUGAUGCAGGUUCAGGGUCAUUGUCUUGCUCAUAAACACUAAAGGAUAGGCAUUCCUCUGCAAAGUGAUGCUUCUCCUCCGCCAGUGUGAAAUCCAUCUUGUGCCAGUCAUCACAACACUGCAGUAUUUCGAACACCUUGUAUGCUCUGCUAUUUGAAUCUCUUAUGUAGUCUUUUUCUCACAAAAGCUCAAUCAUGACUGUAAUCCUCAAGGUCUGACUAAAACCUUUUUGACUGGCUUUGAAAGUCGAAUCUGGUUGUCUAACCCUCAGCAGGAGGAGCAACAGGAGGUUAUUUGACAUUUUCUUUUGUAUCUUGCAUGCAGAUUCUGUUCUGUCUUGACAAGGUUAUACUGUAACUAUCAAUAUAUUUACAACAUGGCAUAUUUACAACAUGUAAGAAAACAUUGAAGCAAUUGUGUGCAAACCAGCAUUUAAAAUCUCAGAUUUUGGUUUGAAAUUCGGUGUAAGAAGCUUAAGAAUGAGGUGCCGAAGGGUAUAAAUUUAGUAAAAAGAGAACUUUUAAGAACUAGAACUAGAAUUAGUUUUUGAUGACUAUGACAAAUACUUUUUUCAGUUCUUGAUGGAAGACUCUUUCAGUCUUUUUGGACCCCACAAGAAAACGUUUUUGUGCUUUACUUGUAUUUUGUAAUGAUUGUAUUCAUGGCAUGUUUCUCUAUGAUGUAAAAUAUUCUAUAUUUAAAUGAAUAUGUUUAUCAAUGAGUGCACUUAAGCAUUUAGCUGUGUAUUUAAAAACUUGUGUAUUUUGUGAAUUUGAAAUUCUAAAAGCUGUGAACAUAGUUUGUUUUUUUCUCUCAGUGAAAGCAGGUCAUCAG
Molecule: messenger RNA, 2663 nt
Organism: Larimichthys crocea (large yellow croaker)
Lineage: Eukaryota; Metazoa; Chordata; Actinopteri; Sciaenidae
Gene: galr2b
Product: galanin receptor 2b
Exons: 3
Coding region: 172-1308 (378 amino acids)
Biological process (GO): G protein-coupled receptor signaling pathway
Cellular component (GO): plasma membrane
Molecular function (GO): G protein-coupled receptor activity
Source: RefSeq, a predicted model, not a curated record